CCAACAAAGCCGCGCUGUGAUUGGCUGUUGUCGAGGCAGCUGAUAGGUCCCGUGAGCGGCCAUGUUGUCCUCUCCAGAUUUGUAAACAAACCCAGGCAGCGACAGGUGCAUUGAGAAGGAUUUUUUUCACCCAAUUUCACCCCAUUUCCCCGGUAGAUAUGGCUGUACCGGGACGGGAAACGAACCGGGGCACCGAGAUGUGGUGUGUGGCUGCGUGUACCUCCCAAAUAUGGACGAGAACUGCUGGAAAAUAAUUACUGGAAAUAAUUCGACAGCGAGGCCUACAGUAAACACUGAGGGACGGCUCUCUGGAUACACCAUGUGUAGGAAUCCUACCAGGAAACACUGAAUACUGCCAGUUAACACUGCAGGAAACACUGAAGGAAUCCUACCAGCAAACACUGAAGUAAUACUGCCAGCUAACACUGUGAAGGAAUCCUGCAGGAAACACUGUUGGAAUCCUACUGGGGAACACACUUUGGUUACCCACAUUGCAACAAUCCUUGACAGACAGUGCACACACAAGUGCUUUUUGCUCACUUUUGAGAAUUACACAACACUCCUCAGGCAUUGAUCAUUCAUCGACAGCCUAAGGUGCCGGAAUAAAUUAUUCCAUAGUACCACUACUGGGAGUGCCGUUGUCAAAGAUAUUUAAUCGGUUGUAUAAUUUACCUGUGGUGCUGUUAUUGGCCGUUCUGAUUUUGGAGAUACCUGAUUGGUCAAGUGAUGGAUGCAAAAAGGUACUUUUGUAAUGAACAUGUUUAGAACACUGGUUUAAUAUCUGGUGAUGGCAGAUGUUAAAACACAUGCCAAGUUACUACAUAUGUUAAGACAUGCUGUUUGACACUUCUAUAUAUAUGCUGACUUCUGUUAUUAAGAUAAAUAUUUUUUAAUCUGCACCAUUGUUGUAGCAUAAAUUUGUUAAAGAUUAAGAUAAUUAUUUUAUUUCUGAAAUAAUUUUGUUAUAAUUGGCCAAGAAAAGCACAGAAGGCAAAUUGAAAAUGAUAUUUGUCAGUUGUGCUGAAAUUGCAGCCGACUAAUUUUCAUUGAAGUGAGGGAUUUUCUCACCGUUAAGAUGAACGGCAGUGGAGGAGAGAGCGUUGAGUACCACCAGGUGUUGGCACGGGUAACUUGCCACGAGAGUGCUGUUGCCAUGUUCAAGCAGGAUAGCAACAGCAGCUCAUCUCUGGUUGACGAGUCCGAGAUGGUUGCCAGCCUCACUGUGGUCACUGACGAAUGUUCAAUGGGCGGCGAUGUUACCAAUGAGAUUGUGAUCACAGCAGACGAUAGCCUUACCCUCUCUGCCGAUGGGAACUUGACGCCCAUGAAGCGUAGGGAGAGUGGAGGCAGCACUGACCCCCUGCAGAGCUCUGACGACGACAAGACACUCGAGAGUCAGAUUGUUUUUAUUCACCAGCAAGAUCAGCAGCAGCAGCAGCGCCAGCAGCUGCAUCACCAGUCGCACCAUAGACACAUCCAUGGGGCGACACAUCAGCAGAUCUUGACGGUGCAACAGCCUCAGCAGGCAACACAGGUUCUGACAGUGAGCGCCGUCCAGCAGCAGCAGUCAUUGCCACGAGCUCGUGGCCAGUCAGGUGAGGUGGCCAUCAGACCGAACAUUAGCGAGAUAGUUUCUACCAGCAUGACGACUGUAACUGCGAGUAGUUCUUCUCUACUUCCUCUCACAAAUACACUUUCAAAUGGCACUGUGCGAGUCAGUAAUUUACCGGUGAACUUGUUAGCAAGUCCUACUACUGUGAAUACAACAGUAGAACAACCAAACAAUGGGCCGUGCAUGUGCUUUGUGUGUGGCCGCCACUUGUCUGAUCCCAGCGAGAGGUUUUACUAUUUAAAGACGCAGAAACUGUUCAACACACAGGUAACUCUGCUAGAACUUCUGAGUGACGUACUAAACCAGAUGGUCGUUACUAACACGUGCGCCGUCGACCUGUGCUCCAGGUGCUCGGAACUCAUUAAUGAGACAGACAGUGCGUACACCCACCUCAAUCGACUCAAGAAGCAGAUUAACUUACUCUUCAGCAACAAUCAGCGACCCAAGUUAACCUUUCAGGUCUUGCCAAAGCCAAAUAAUUUCAAUGCUGUUGGUGCAGCUCCGGUGUCCCGGGUGUAUCAGCCGCCACAGCUAAACUUAGAUGACCUGGCAGCCACGCGGCCACGCCGGGGGCGGCAAGCUCGCAAAUCGGACGUGAAGAAGGAAGAAAUCCUGGAUUCAAAGCUGAAGAUGACCCCCAAGAAGAAGGGUGGACGGCCACGGAAGCCGUUUGCUUGUCACAUAUGCAAGCGUAAGUUCCUGACCAAGGAUAUGGUUGCUAGUCACAUGGUCAAGGAGCAUGAUAUCCACCCUGUGGGUCUGGCCAGGCCUAUACUAGGCCCGCAAGGCUCUCCAGAGCCUACGACCAUCGUGCUGGAAGAGAGCAGGAACGAUGCUGCCAGCUUGGAGCUUCAGCAGAUGAAACAGGAGCAGGAGGUCACUAAAGAGAGAACAUCUUUGGUGCCUCUGAAGACAAGCCCCAUGAAAAUUGAGAGUGUGCCUAUUACCCUGGGCACCAACCGGCCCUCAGGUUUGCCACCUCUCCUGCCCAUAGCCCCCAAAGUGAGCACCGACGUAGCCUCUCAACUCCUGGCAUCCAUGCGACCAAUACAACCUAAACCUCAGACCAUGAUACAAACCGCUCCAGAUGGCUCAAUGGUUUUGUUGAUGAAUCCCACCGUUGUGGACUCCUCGCCAACUGUCAUUAAAGUAACACCUGGAUACAUGAACCUUAAACCUGGUCCCCAUGCAUGUGACAAAUGUAACAAGACUUUCCUUGAUGAGAAGAGUCGCAGGAUGCACCGCAUUGCUGCACACGGCUUGAGAAAAAGGAAGAGAGAUGAGGAAGAUGAGGAUGAUGAUGAUGGGGAAAAACGAGACAGUGACGAAAAACUGUGGCAUUGUCGUUUGUGCGAAACUUCCUUCGUGAACAAGAGGACCCUGACAGAGCACCGCAAGGUUGUUCACACUCGUAUCGGAGAUGGCGGUAGUGGCAACGACCUCAGGAAGGACCGCCUCCACUCGUGCGACCAGUGUGAACAAAUGUUUAGCUACAAGUACGAACUGGAGCGCCACAGAGAGACACACGUGCCGUACACGCAGAUGGGCCCUCACGAGUUUGUGUGUUGUGUGUGUGGGUUGAAGGUCGCCAGUAAGGCUGCCCUCAAGAUCCACCUCCAUCGCUUUCACAGCAAAGAUGACGAGACAAAAGAUUACCUGUGCUCCGAGUGCGGCUACAUGGCAUCCACCAAGAAGGCUUUCACCGAUCACCAGCGCAUCCACAGUGAUGACCCGGGGCCCAAAGCACGGUGUACCAUCUGUGAGAAAGAGAUGCUGGCAUCAUCAUACAAAAUCCACAUGCUGAGAAUGCAUGGCGAGCCCAAACACCCAUGUGAAACGUGCGGCCAAAGGUUCACCGUCAGAUCAGAUCUCAUGCGACACCUGAACACCAUCCACUCUACCCUACGGCCGUACGACUGCGACCUGUGUGGCGAGAAGUUUGCCACCUCCGACGCCCUCAGGUACCACCGCAACAAGACGCACUCAACAGUGGUGCACCAGUGCGAGUACUGCAGCAAGAGCUACAAGUGGAAGGGGGAACUAAGGACACACGUCCAGCGCAACCACAUGGAGCACAAGGAGCGCUACCAGUGCUCUCUCUGCUCCCGCAACUAUGCCGACCGCCGCAAGCUGCGCCACCACAUGACUGUCAAGCACCAAGUGCUAGACAACUUCAAGAGUUGCCAGCCUCGGGAGCAGAAGAUGGUGGUGACGUAUAAGGGUGGGGACGAGGAGAUCCCAGCAGCGGGUAUGAGCCACAGGGCACACUGCUGCCUCCUUCAGUCACCUCGCACUCCACCAGCCACCACCUGCAGCAGACAGUCGCCUCUCAACCCCAGGACAUGAUCCAGCCGUCCAUCGUCACCAUCCCAGUCUAUCACCACCACCACCACCAUCACCACAAUCCUCCCACCCAGCACAGUCUGCACCACCACCAGGGCAUUGUUGCAACACCCGCAGCAGCAGCAACAGCAGCUUCAUCU
This is a messenger RNA of Cherax quadricarinatus, 4095 nucleotides long. RefSeq lists its product as uncharacterized. NCBI's taxonomy places the organism in Eukaryota, Metazoa, Arthropoda, Malacostraca, Decapoda, Parastacidae. The record is from RefSeq and is a predicted model, not a curated record. Gene Ontology annotation, biological process: regulation of DNA-templated transcription. Gene Ontology annotation, molecular function: DNA-binding transcription factor activity, RNA polymerase II-specific; RNA polymerase II cis-regulatory region sequence-specific DNA binding.